GGGUUUUGUGGAGACGCGCAGAGACGCACUCGGAUCCUCAGACCUGGACACGCGGGUUUUCUCGUUUUUUAGUCAUGUUUUGUCUCAUGUUUGUGUCUUAAAACGCGUCGCUCGGUUCAGAAAAGCUGCAGGCGCCAGAGCUGCGCCGCUGCGGACAUGGAGCUGCACAUUUUGGACCACAGGCUGCGCGUCACCAGCCUCUCCAAGAGCGGAAUAGUCAACUUUACGCAUCCUUUGAUUAAACUCAUAUUUCUGCGGAACAGGACGCGGUGCAAAUUUCUGAGCCUGACGGAAACUCCAGAAAACUACACAGUCGUCCUCGAUGAAGAAGGUUUCAAAGAGCUGCAGCCGUCUGAACACUUGCAGGUUGAAGGCUCGAUCUGGCUGCCUCUCAAUGUGGUCUCCAGCGGCAACGCUUCCAGCAGCUCUCAAGCCGUGGGCGUCACCAAAAUAGCCAAAUCCGUCAUCGCUCCGCUCGCCGAGCAGCACGUCUCUGUGUUCAUGCUGUCCACCUACCAGACCGACUUCAUCCUGGUGAGAGAACAGGAUCUGUCUGUGGUGAUCUGCACUCUGGAGGAGGAGUUUAACAUCUACAGAGAAGUGUCUGGGGAGUCUCUGCCUGUGCAAAGUCAGGACGUUUCCAACGGCCUUCACAAGAACGGAAAAGAAGCGCUGCAGCCCACGCUCCAUCCUGUGCUCAUUCCUCAAAACCAGUUCUGCGUCAUGUCUCUGGAUCCUGAAACUCUGCCGUCCAUCGCCACGACACUUAUCGACGUCCUGUUCUACUCCAGCAGUCCUAAAGACGACGCUCAGGCCAACCAGGACCUGGAGUAUAUAAAGUUCUUCUCAUUUUCUCUCAUCGAUGGAUAUAUUUCUCUGGUGAUGGACACAGAGGCUCAGAGACAGUUUCCUGCAGAUCUGCUCUUCACCAGUUCGUCGGGAGAGUUGUGGAGGAUGGUGCGCAUCGGGGGGCAGCCACUUGGAUUUGAUGAAUGUGGAAUAGUGGCGCAGAUUUCUCAUCCUCUGGCUGACAGUGACAUCUCUGCGUAUUACAUCAGCACAUUCAGUUUUGACCAUGCCCUGGUCCCAGAGGAGGAUAUCUUCAGUGUUACAGAUGUGCUCCAUCAUCAGCGAAAAGAACCGUCUUCCAAUUGAUGUCGUUUGUUCUGACCUGAGCGUCUCUGCAUUCGCUCUGGACACUUGAGUGGACAAAUCUAACUGUGCCUAUUAGACGCACUGGCUCUGUGCUGCUGUAGUAACAAGUCUCCAUGAAUGAAGACCAGGAUCUUCCAUGUGUUUGACUGUGGGGUCUCCGUUCCAGUUUAAGGGGGAUGUUUUUAAACUCUGUGCCUCUGAAUGCACAAUAUCUCAUGAUCAGACGUGCACAAAAAGCAGAUCUGCCCAGAAAUGAUUGGAUUUUUUAGUUUUAGUAGCUGGUGUUUUCAUUUCAUCAGAGCUAACGUGUGUGUAUCUUUUGAAGUCAUGUGUAUGUCUUGUAUUGUGUUUUGUUUUUCUUAAAAGCACUGACUGAACAGUAGAUGUUCUAAAAGCUUCUUAAACGUCUUAAAUCGGGUUUGUGUUCAUUUGGGCUGUGCUUUUUAUUUUGAAAGGUCAUGGAUUUCUCAAUGGUAGCUUUCUCAAAGGUCAACACUGUGUUAGUAGUUUUUGUAUUUGCACAAAAACAAUUUGAAUAUUUCAGAGUUACAUUUUUUUAUUUGGUACACGUCUUUUUUACGGUUUAAGGAAGUUGAUGUGUUUGUAAUUUUGGGUCCCGUCAAUAAACACAUUUAC
Molecule: messenger RNA, 1791 nt
Organism: Periophthalmus magnuspinnatus
Lineage: Eukaryota; Metazoa; Chordata; Actinopteri; Gobiiformes; Gobiidae
Gene: castor1
Product: cytosolic arginine sensor for mTORC1 subunit 1
Exons: 9
Coding region: 157-1155 (332 amino acids)
Biological process (GO): negative regulation of TORC1 signaling; cellular response to L-arginine
Cellular component (GO): cytosol
Molecular function (GO): arginine binding
Source: RefSeq, a predicted model, not a curated record